CUGCAUUGUUUCUCAGUUUGAAAGGAUGGUACAGAAGUGCAAGGCGAGAGAUUGUGGCGUAGCUGAAAAUAUAACUUCCUGUUAAGAGGCCCUUGGCGCAUUGCUGAAGGUGUGAGCGUUCUUGUCAUUUCUCCGUCUUUCGAACCUAAAGCGAGCUUGAGGACACUGGGGAGUAAAACAGACAGGAAACCGAGCCGACCGAUUAGACAGACGUGAAAACGACUUAUGGUGUCUUAGAAGAGGCACUUGUACCCCUGGUUAUGGCGACGCUUCUUGGACUAAGAUUCUUAAUCUUAGUCCUGACUGGAUUGGCAGUAUGUAUAGGAUCAUCAGCAGGCUCCCCUGCAUCCACCACUGCACCUGUCAGUGUCAGUGAAGGUGGAAAUUCAUCAGUUGGCCAAAACUCAACCAUUCCUCCCACGCAGCAAACCACCAUUGCAAAUACCCUUGCAAAUUCCAGUAAAGACCCAAGCACCUCUGACUCCACACGCACGUCCAAAGUGACAACAACAACCUUACCCUCACCCACUGCUCCAAUGUCCAAUACAACAGAAAAUCAGAAAAAAGGACCAGUCACAAACACCUCUGACUCUGCAAGCACUGUGUCCACAAUCAACACAACAUCACCCCCACCCACCAUACCCCUCACAACAGAAAAAUCCUCUUGUGUAUACACCAUCACACGUGGAACGGACGCCUUUGAAGUGGAGUUGGAAAAUAUUGACACGAAUGAAAAGAAUUACUCUUUUCAGUACACAGACACCUCUGAUAAUUCCAGUGUGAAACUAAUGUUUGAGAAUAAUACAACUCUCCAGAUACAGUUUAAAGACUUGAAGCCUUGCCACAUUUACAGAGCCCAUGUUAACCCUUUCUGUAACCACAGUAAAGCUGACACUUUUGAGACAAAACUGAUUGAGACAGAUAUAACAAACAUGACUCUUGAAAAGGACAAGGUGUGCUUUAAGACUAAAUGGAAAUUAACAACUGAGUUGUGUUUUGAGAGAAACAAUGAAUCCUGUACUGAGAAGCUCUUGACUAUUGAAGGACACAACUGCAAAAGCAAGGAUAUACGGAUCACUCUUCCUCCAGCAGAAGAUCCUGAAAUCACAUUUACAAAUUGGAUCCCCUCUAGACUAAAUUGGACAAAUAAGCCUGAGAAAUGUAACUGCAAUUUAAAUAUCAGUUGCAUCCCCACAGGCUCACAGCAGAGUUUCAUUGUAGAAUCUGGAAAGGAAGUAAAAAACUUUCAACCUUUCCAAGAGUAUAACUGCACUGGGAUAUUCCACUAUAGGGCCUCUGCCUUUUGUCACAAAAACAUCACAAGCAAACCUAUCUUAUUUACCAUCAAAUGUGAUGUGAGGAAAGCCAUUGAAUUUACACCAGGUAAUAACAGCAUACAAGCAAAAUGGAAUGAAAAUGGAAAUAAUUGCUCCAUGCCAGUUACUAGUUCUGAUGUCAUAUGUUCAGAAUCCAAUGAUUUUAAAAAAGUUUCAGGCCAUUGUAGUCUGAAAUCUCAGAAGAGCUGUACUGUGGAUAAUUUAAAAACCUUUACCACGUAUCAUUGCACCUUUAACGCAAUACAUGAAGGCCUCUUGCGUAAUGUAACUGAAGAAAAAAAAACUCUUCCUGGACGUCCCACGUUGUACACACCAAAAGCAUCUUUUGUCUCCAAUAAUGCUUUUCUUGUGAGAUGUAAUAUUAAUCAAUGGAAUGGGGCACAGGGAAUAUACUAUGCAAGCAUCUCGCCAGCCAGUGAUAAACACCAUUAUCAAAAUGAAUCAUGUUUCUUUAUUUUUGACAACCUCUACUACUUAACUAAGUAUACAGUGAAGGUCUAUGGUGUAAAUGGAAAUAAAAUAAAGGGUGAAGCCAUACAUGUUGACUACAAAACUAACUACAAUGACAGAGCUGUUCUUGGAUUCCUGGGGUUCCUCAUUUUUCUUACAUCUAUUGCGCUGCUGUUUGUGCUGUACAAAAUCUACCUUCUGAAGAGGAAACAGCUAAGUGAUGAACGUGAACUGGAUGAUCUUCUGCCUACAAAUACCCUCCUCCCAGUGGAGCCCAUUGCUGCUGACAUGCUAGUUGAAACCUAUAAAAAGAAGAUAGCUGAUGAGGGACGCCUGUUUAUGGAAGAAUUUCAGAGCAUCCCACGAAUUUUCUCCAAUUAUACUGUCAAAGAGGCAAAAAAAGCAGAAAACCAGUCAAAGAACCGCUACAUUGACAUUCUGCCCUAUGACUAUAAUCGUGUUCCACUAUCUAAUGGAGGAAGACAUGACUAUAUUAAUGCCAGUUUUAUUGAGGGUUACAAAGAGUCCAACAAAUACAUUGCAGCCCAAGGACCCAAGGAAGAGACCAUUGGAGAUUUCUGGAGGAUGACCUGGGAGCAGAACAGCUCCAUCAUCGUCAUGGUUACCCGUUGUGAGGAGGGAAACAAGAACAAAUGUGCACAGUACUGGCCAUCGGUGGAGAGGGAAACUGAGAUUUUUGAUGAUUUUGUUGUGAAGAUCAAGGGAGAGGAGAACUGCCCAGAUUACAUUAUUCGUCGACUGAGCGUGAUGAAUCGUAAAGAGAAGACAUCGGAGCGAGAGGUCACUCACAUCCAGUUUACGAGCUGGCCUGACCAUGGUGUACCUGGGGAUCCUGGCCUCCUCCUCAAACUGCGCCGUAGAGUCAACUCCUUUAAGAAUGUCUUUAGUGGACCCAUUGUCAUCCACUGCAGUGCUGGAGUUGGACGCACAGGCACUUACAUCUGCAUUGACGCCAUGAUAGAGAGUCUGGAGGCAGAGGGCCGUGUAGACAUCUAUGGAUAUGUAGCCAAGCUUCGUCGCCAAAGAUGCCUUAUGGUUCAAGUGGAGGCCCAGUAUGUUCUGAUCCACACUGCACUGAUCGAGUAUAACCAGUUUGGUGAGACAGAGAUUUCACUGACUGACUUCCACUCAGCGGUCAACACUCUCAGACAGAAGGAAGGCAGUGAGCCCAGUUUGCUGGAGAUGGAAUUUCAGAAACUUCCAAAGUUUAAAAACUGGAGGACAUCUAACACAGCGUCCACUGAGGAGAAUAAGAAGAAAAAUCGUAACUCCUCUGUUGUUCCAUAUGACUUCAACAGAGUCUUGAUUAAACUGGAGGAAGACGUCAGUAAUGGAAGUGAUGCAGAGGAUGAUGAGGAUUAUUCUUCUGAUGAAGAGGAUGAAAUACCCACCAAAUAUAUCAAUGCCUCAUAUAUGGAUGGAUAUUGGUGUCCAAAAGGCCUGAUUGCUGCGCAGGGACCUCUGUCAGACACAGUUGCAGAUUUCCUGCAAAUGCUUUACCAGCAUCGGGUUAAAACUGUGGUCAUGCUCUCAGACUGCACAGAGAACGGGCAGGAGUUCAGCUCUCAGUACUGGAAUGAUGAGAAGAAGGAGUUUGGUGAGAUGGUGGUAGAGGUCAAAGAGACUGAAACCUUCCCUACAUACAUCAGACGAAGGCUAGAAAUACAGCACACAAAGAGGAAAGAGAGCCACAUGACGGAGCAGUACCAGUUCCUGAAAUGGGCGGGAAAUGAGCUUCCGCCAAACCCUUGUGACUUGGUUGACAUGAUGAAGAGCAUCAGGCAGAACGGUGGCUAUAAAAACAGCCGAGAAAACAGGGGUGCACCCGUCGUAGCGCACUGCAAUGACGGGUGCUCGCGUUCUGGAAUCUUUUGUGCUCUGUGGAACAUUCUGGAUAGUGCAGACACGGAAAAGCUGGUGGACGUCUUCCAGGUGUCCAAACACCUACGAAAGGAGAGGCAAGGGAUGAUCACUAGCCUUGAGCAGUACCAGUUCCUCUACGCAGCUCUGGAGGUGGCUUUUCCUGUGCAGAACGGUGAGGUGAAGAAGAGCACAGCCACUCCUGACACCGUGCAGGUGAUCAACGAACAGACGGCACUGAUGAGCGCUACCAGUGAAGACCAAGAGGGGGCAGAAAGCAGCCAGCAAGUAGAGCAGAAGGCAGAUGCUGAGCCCACUGAGGCCGCCAAGGCCGCUGAGCCCACAGAGCCCACCGAGACCGCCGUGACCAGCGAGUCCAGCGAGCAGACAGAGAAAGCCCCCAGUGAAAGCACCACCAACGGUCCUACUGUUUCUGUAGAGGUUUAAACCGCAUAUAGCGCAGCCUUCUAACUUUAGUUUUUUCAUUGUCUGUUUCUUUACAACAUUUGAGAACGCCAGCAGCCGUGUACAUUGUGUGAACAUAUAUGAAGAUCUGGCACAGUAGAAAUUUUCAAAAGCAAACCUGUGUAAUAUGGUUUGCAUUGCAUUUACUUCUACUUAUAUUUUGUUUAUAUUUCCAUUGUACAUUUUUAGUUUUGAGCAGUUCCUUUUUGAAGCCUCUUGAACUCAAAGAAACUUUCUUACCUCCUCAGGAAGCCAGAACACAGGGGGUUUGCAUUCAGAUGUUUACAUACAAUCACAAGAUAAACAAGAAAAUGCAGGAGCAAAACAUGUUUCUUUGAGUACUAACUGCUUAGUUUUAAACCUGGAGCUCAGUCUGUGAAUUUAACGAGGUGACAGUGACUGCUCUCUCUCUUUCAGUUUUUUUUUUUUUAAUGUAAGAAAUUGGUUGACAGUUUUGUUGUGCUAUAGUAGCUUUAAAGGUGCCAUAGAAUGCAUUUUAUUUUAACCUGUUCUCUGAGGUGUACAUAAAGGUUAUGUGGCAAAAAAAUGCCCAGAUGUAGUUUUACACACCCAUUUACAACCCAGUGAUUUAGCUCUAGAAUGAAACAAGCUGUUUUUCCUUUUUUGGUGAGCUUAUGAAUAAUCUGAUGAGCUCUGCUCUGAUUUGCUGGUUUACAGCGAGGCACCGCGAUGGCUCACGCAAAAGCAACAUGUCAAAAUAGACACAGACAGGAAAAUAAAAUGAGCCUCUUUGUAAAUAUUUAAGGCCGUCACGCUAUUUACUUAGCUAUGCUAAUCAAUUGGAGCUUGCUAGUAGCUAAUGUUACCUUUACUAGCUACUUGUGUUCAAUCUCAACACCACCACAAAGUAAAGUUGUUAACUCACAAUGAACCUUUUAAUGUACGAUAAUUUGGCUUCAGCUGUCAAAAAGUGGAGAAAAUCACACAGCAUGUCUACGUACAGGUUGCUGUUGGGGUUGUGAUGCUAAUAAAGGUGGAACUGCCCCUCCGUCUCUUCAGAGUUAAACACUGAGCGAAGCUGUUUGAUAUUGCCCACAAUUUGAAAAACUGUCUGGAGUAAAACAUGCAGAGCAAACUAACAACUUUGAAUUAAAGUUGUCUGGGAUCCUGUUAAAGAUGUGGGAGCUGAAGUUUUUAUUCCCCAACUUGUUUUGAGAAUUUUCCAUUCCAUCUUAAGUGUCCAUUUUGGCGCCUGUAUAAGCUGUAGCAUUUAAGGUGGAACAGAUUAUUUGAUUAAGAAGCUGGUGAAUAGUACACAAACUUCAGCCUCGUUUAAAGAUGCCUGUUAACAGUUUGGUUCCUUGGGGAGGCUAUGAAAGUGCUAACAUCCCCUUCACAGCCUGAGGCAGUACAUUUCUGCACAUAGUCCACCAUUUUCAUUGCAGUUGCUGCCGUUGUCAUUGUUUCAUUCUUCACAGUACCUGCUAGCCUAGAACGUGGGCUGGUGUAUGUCAAUUUUGAAGGUGUAAAUAUUGUGUCAAGACUGUUUUAUAACAGUUUAGCAUUUUAGAAUUGUCCCAUUUUACUGCCCCCUUUUGUAAAUGCAAGAUUUCAGUUUGAAGGAGGACGAAACUGUGUUUGAAGUUCACAGUAUGUCAGUUUCAUGUACCAAACUUUACUUAUUCAACUAUCAGUGUAAACAGUUUUUCAUUCUAUGGCACUUUUAAAGUAAUACAUCUUAGCAUAACAUGCUGAGAAUUCCGAUGGACCAUUUAUGUGCAUAUAGUUCCACCAGGCUUCAUAUUCCAAGUGCAAAUUUGGCGUCACCUGUUCGUGUAUAUAAAAGUUUGGUCCAGAAUUUGGUUUUGAUUUUGCCAAAUGUGAAUGUAUUGUAAAUUCAAAGUUUGCUUGUGUUCAUUGUAUUAUUUCUACUGAUGUUUAGAGCAUUUUUUUUAACCUCUAAGUUAUGAAAUGCAAAAUGAUAGAGAAUGUAUUUCAGAGCAAAGUUGGAUUUUAUAAGGCAAAGAUAACUUUGCACUACACUGUUGUCUUCAAACUAUUUUCUGUGGGUGCGCUUCUCAUUACUGGAUAUAUAUCAGUAUAAUUAUGGCUGUUCAGUGUAAGCUACAGUUAACUCAUAAAUGAAUAAAGCUUUCAGAUGUAUUGCUUUGUAAUGGACUUCUUUAGCUGUGUGGAAGUGAGUUUGUUAAAAUAAAAAGCUGGAUUUCAAACCA
Colossoma macropomum (tambaqui) is the source of this 6328-nucleotide messenger RNA. It is a transcript of the gene ptprc, whose product is annotated as protein tyrosine phosphatase receptor type C. Gene Ontology annotation, molecular function: protein binding; protein tyrosine phosphatase activity. Lineage: Eukaryota; Metazoa; Chordata; Actinopteri; Characiformes; Serrasalmidae. The record is from RefSeq and is a predicted model, not a curated record. The coding region runs from base 261 to 4115 and encodes 1284 amino acids. Gene Ontology annotation, biological process: positive regulation of peptidyl-tyrosine phosphorylation; protein dephosphorylation; negative regulation of protein kinase activity. The transcript has 36 exons.